AUGAUUGAAAUAACCGUGAAUGACCGACUGGGCAAGAAAGUGCGUAUCAAGUGUAAUCCUACUGACACGAUCGGGGAUCUGAAGAAGUUGAUUGCUGCUCAGACAGGAACUAGGUACGAGAAAAUUGUCCUCAAGAAGUGGUACACGAUAUACAAGGAUCACAUCACGCUCCAAGACUAUGAAAUUCAUGAAGGAUUCAAUUUCGAGUUAUACUACCAGUAA
Cylicostephanus goldi is the source of this 222-nucleotide messenger RNA. Lineage: Eukaryota; Metazoa; Nematoda; Chromadorea; Rhabditida; Strongylidae. The record is from the annotation of a GenBank genome assembly.